Molecule: messenger RNA, 3552 nt
Organism: Beta vulgaris subsp. vulgaris (sugar beet)
Lineage: Eukaryota; Viridiplantae; Streptophyta; Magnoliopsida; Caryophyllales; Amaranthaceae
Exons: 8
Coding region: 58-966 (302 amino acids)
Biological process (GO): cytochrome b6f complex assembly
Cellular component (GO): chloroplast
Source: RefSeq, a predicted model, not a curated record
AAGUAUGAAACAACAAACACACUCCAAAGUAGUACGGUACGAUAACAAACUUCAACCAUGGAAGCGGGAAUUCUCCACCAUUCCCCCUUUUCUACUUGGUGCAUACCCAAACGACCUCUCCGACACUUUCGUUCUUCGUCUCCUACUUUCCCGCGCUUCAUCAUCAACUCCUCAAUCACAAACUCUUCCCAGUCGGAGGGAUACAAAGGACCAAAACCGACGCGAAAUUUUGUCGCUGAUUGGGUCUCUAACAACGACAAUGUAGCUCGAAGUUUGCCGAUUUAUAUCGGCGGUUUCUCUCUCCUCGCCGUACUCCUCAAUCGUGCUGUUUCUGGCAUUGCUCCCGUUGCCGACGCCGGUAGUUCACAAUCAAGGGCUGAUCUGCUAGCUCUUGGAUUGGCUGUUACGAAUAUCUUAGCUGGUCUUGUAUGGUUGUCAAUUCGACCCAAAUCUAUCUCUAAGGUGGAUCCUGAAGGUGUGGAAUGUCGCUGGAUAUCUCCUAACCUCCCUGAUUUUGCUGUUUCUGAGUUGGAGUGGUUCUGGCAAUCUCUCUCAGCUGUCACAUGCUGCAGAUCCCUGGUCAUUAUUUUUGAGGACAGUUGUAUCUGUCAAAUUGGUGUGGGAGCUGAAUCCUCUAUAGGUGGUGAAGCAGAGAUUGUAGAUGCUGCGAAAUUGAUUAAAGGGACACUAUAUAGAGGCAUUAUGAAAUCUGGAGCACAGAGCUACUUGGCAAAUCUCUCUCUGUAUCCGGGCAAGUCCGAGCUGCCCUUUCUGCCACCAAAUACACAGGCUGUCAUCCUGCAGCCUCUGGGAGACAAGGGAAUUGCAGUUAUUGGUGGUGACACAAUAAGGGGCUUUUCCACUGCUGACCAGGCAUGGAUAUCUUUGAUUGGUGACAAGCUGGACGCUACAUUGACAAAGUCAGUGACUAGCAACACACUGCUGACUCGGGAUACAGGUCGAUAAUGCAAAUCUGUGAUGAUUCUGAUAUUUAUUACAGAUGAUAGUCACUGAAGCUCAUAAGAAAAGGUAAUUUUUCAUUAGACGGCUCAAAGCACAUCAAGGGAUGUCUCUGAGAUAGAAAGACCCCAAACAAACAUCUGCCAUAAACUAAUUUUCAUUAUUUCUUUCCUUUUGGGAGCAUGUCUAGGCGUGUACAAUAUGCACUUUAUGGGACUUUGGUUCAUCUCAAUAAUUAUGUGUUUCCAUAUGAGAAGAUCAGAGGGAUCAAUAGUGUGUUUAGUUUGCAUGUUCUGAACGCAACCUUCAACAUUGCUGGAACUUCAACCCUCAAACUUCCACUUUGCACAUAAAUUCGGAAGUUGUAGACAUGUUGGACGAAGGAGGUCCUUAUCAUUAGUGUGCAAGUACAGAAUUAACAGAAACAAAUGAAAUGCCAGUGUGCUGUAGCUCUUAAUUUCUGCAAAACUAAUGUAGGAAGUUUGCCAAAUUUUAAGUUGGUCUAGAUAGGAUUUUGACAUGAAAGUAGGGGAUGUGGAUCCGUUGUCUGCUUUCUCAAUGCUCAACUGGCUACCUCCAUUUUCAUCAACUCGUGUAAAGAGCAAGAUAACAACUUUGCUAUCCCAGAUGUUCUUGACUAAACUGAAAGUUUCUAGUACAUUAUGCUGUAAUGUCUGUGUUUGUCAGUAACAGUACUUGUCUCAAAAAUAAAGGACCUGAAUCAUAUUGUUCAUCCAAUAUUCUUUGUACAUUACCACUUUAUAUAAGUUUCUGAAUCUCGUGUACGUGGUCUUCCACACUGUUUUAUUUCUCCAGUACAGAGCCACUUCCAAGUAUGAUGUUAUAUCGAUUCCUUUUUAGAAAGUUUUGUCUUGAUGUUUGCAUUGAUUUAUGUUUGAUAAAUUUACUCGAGUUUUCCCACAUAUAUGUAUCAGAUGGGAAAUAGGAAUAGUGAAGUGAUUCCCAUGUCUAGUAUCUGUGUCAGAAAGUAGUCUUCUUCAUGUACACUUGUAACUGAACUAGCAAAGUCACCAAUCCAAGGAGAACUAUGUUUUUAACUGCUAGAUAUCAGGAGUGCAAUUAGCAAUGGUUAAAAGUCAAAACAGUUUACUGUUAUUAAGAUUCGACGAAAUUCAGAAGAUAAAUGAAUCAUUCUCUAGGACUCAAAAGGCUUUGCAUUGUAUAACAAAUGAAUCCAGUAAAUUUGAGUACAUACAUGAGCAGGUGAGGAAGAAAAAAAAAACCUUGAGAAAAAGAAAAAGAGAGGUAUUUGUUUGUCUCUCUAAUUCACCUAGGUAAAAAUUGUAGCUAAUAUGUGGCUUUUCUACAAAAGAUGCACAAGAAAUAGUUUUAAUAAAAGGGGGAAAAAAUUUGUGGUUUCAUGUUUUACAAGUGUUGAUGAGCUGCAGAUACCUCAAUCUUGAUCAUUAAGCAGACCUCUGCCAUGGAAGCAACCCUGUAUUAUGAUCAGCCAGGUUUGUCAUAACAAAGUCCCUUAACCUGGUAUCCCAAACCUCACAGAAUCUCAGGUGCCAAUUGGGUGGUUCGAUGGCUUCUGUCCCCAACCCAGGUGCUCUAUCUCUAGAAUUUUCAUUCUGAUUUUCUUGCCAAUCGGCAACAUAUGUGGAAACCCGUCUGUAGAAUUUUGCUUUAAAAUUAUCCCAAACUUGGUACUUGUAGUGGUUAAUCACAGCCCGACGAAAAUUCACCCGUCUGAACUCCUUUUUCAGCUUAAAAUGAUGAACUUGAUUUAGGAGACUAUCAUCAACAGCAUCAGGCCUUACUAUCGACUUGUGUCUCUCAGUGCUCUUAAGCCGGCAGGUAUACCCUAAUAUCAAUCCCUCCUUUGGGCUUUUCUUCAGCCCUGAAGGUCCAAAGUUAUGACAGUCUGUUCGAAGUUCACCCACUGAUCGCGAGGAAACAUUCCCCACAACAGCCUGAAGUGCGUUUGGUCCCCGAUAAAUGAUGCUUGAGUUUUGCCUGGGUUUCGGAGGUGGGAAGUUAAAGAACUCAUCAACAUCAAAGAAUGCAACCCAUUUACACUGAUCCCUCGCCCUUAACACACAGUGUGAGAACCCUGCCUCCUGAGACUUAACCCACGGCCAAGCGUGCUUAGUCACGUUAUAAUUCUCUUCAUUAAGCCCAUCGAUCACCUCCUUUAAUCCAUCAUCACUAUUAUUAUCAUAAACAAACCACCUUUCAACCCCAAGCCAAGCAUGGUACAUUACCCACUCCCUAAUAAAUGCAGCUUGAUUCCAAACCAUAGUACAAGCACACAGCUUAUAUUUAUGACUACUACUUUUUCUGUUAUUCUUGUUAUUACUCUUAUACAAUUUUGCUAUUGAUGGUACUAGUUGGCGUGGGAUACCUGUCAAAUGGGACCUUCCAGGUACUUUGGUAGUCAUCUCAACUGUAAUUCGGACUUCCUCAUCAUUCCAUGGAUUUGCCUUCAGUUCAGGAGGCAAAGGGCACCUGAUCACCUCCUGUGCUGCUGUGAUUGCUUUUGUGGUAAGUGCAUAAUCCUCACCCUUCUUCCUAAAUUGACACCUAAAUGGAUGUGGGUCUGAUUCUCUGUCUGACUUGAGCUGCAAA